Molecule: messenger RNA, 3537 nt
Organism: Zeugodacus cucurbitae (melon fly)
Lineage: Eukaryota; Metazoa; Arthropoda; Insecta; Diptera; Tephritidae
Gene: Strip
Product: striatin-interacting protein 1 homolog
Exons: 3
Coding region: 413-3046 (877 amino acids)
Biological process (GO): cytoskeleton organization
Cellular component (GO): cytosol
Source: RefSeq, a predicted model, not a curated record
UGUGGAAAGUAUCGAUUGUCAAAGAAAAUUUUCCGUCAUACAGACAAAAAUUGUCUGGGAAAGGAAAUUUAUUUUUGUAUUAUUCCAAAAGGAAUGCAAUAAAAUCUUCAAAAAAAUAAUAACUCAUAAGUUUGGAGAAAUAACAGGAUUAGUAAUUUGCAAUGUUGGAAGAAAGAUCUUAGGCGGACUCCUUCGAGGAAUUUGUGUAAAGCAAAAGCUUAACUAAAGAGAACUCAGCUAGUAUUUAAACAACAACAACGCUUUAUGUUCUCGUAUUGACAAUACAAUUUGGAAAUAAUUAAAAGUUUGCUAUAAAUUUUAAUUCUAUCAUUCUGCUUCAUCUGCAUUCUGGUAGCCAAUCGAGCGGUAUUUUUGUCAGAGGUGCAACGACGUUGCUAAGAAAUUUUUCCAAAUGAUGUUGUCAUCUAUAAAUAACUCUUUCGAGCAGGACACGCAUGAUGUUGAUGGAAAUUGUGAUGGGCCUGAUUUGGAUUUUGUUUAUGCUGAUGUUGAUACUUAUCAAAACGAAAUUGCAGAGCUCUACAGUUACACAGAAUUUAAUGAGCUCCAACAAAAUGUUAAAGCAUUCGAAGAUCAAAUGGAAAUGUAUGAUUUGCCACCUAAUUGGCAAAAACAAGACAACUCAUCACAGCGCAGUAUUAUAAUGAAGUUGAUCGAUCAACUGGAAGUUUCAAGUCGAGCGUUUCGAAUGCAGGCAGCGCGUUGCAUACUCUAUUUGGCACAAGGAUGUUGGGCUGAAGUUCAGUCUGAUGAAGAACAACAUCAGAUCACAAGAGACAACGUGAUUGUAUUAUAUGAGUUGGGAGUUUUUUCAUCUUUUAUAGAUCUACUUAACAUGGAAAUAGAGAGCGCUUGCUCUCCUGAUAUUGUUGCUGUUAAAAUCACGAAUGUUACUUUGGUAGACUCGACCGACUUGCGAGUAAUACUUUCGGUAUUGUAUAUAAUUGCGGAAACCAUACGAGAUGAGUAUGAUAAGGGAAGCGAGGAUUAUAAAAAUAUUGCCGAAGCCUUCAUACAAGAAAUAAAUAGCCCACUACCUGAUGGCGAAUUGCUUGCUGUUAAACUUUUAGGCAUGAUAACUCGUUUUUGUAGUGGCGCCGCACCCCACUUUCCCAUGAAAAAAGUUGUGUUACUGUUGUGGAAAAUAACAUUGCUGGGCUUAGGUGGUAUGGAGAAGUUGAAAAACCUCAAAAAUGAAUAUCGCGUCAAGGCAGGGCUUGAGCCUGUUACUGAGGAUACACUGGAAGUCACGAAAAAUAUGCGCGCCAGCUCACCACCAGCGACUGCUACAGACAUUUUGGAUAACCAAAAUCCCAAACGAAAUGCAUUCAGGCGAUCUUUGAUGAAGCAACGUUUUCUGGAUGAGCAAGAGCAAAUGGACAUGGAACUAACAGCUGGUAAUGAAAGUACACCACCGAGCAAUAAUGGUGGAAAUGGAAAUCAAGAAGAAGACAUUUCCCAGUUCUAUCGUCAGUUCGAUGAUCCAUCUUCAAACACUGCGAACCCUAAUAAUCAGCCGAGCUUCUCACAGCCACCACCAGUACUACCUGUACAGGUAACAACACGUUUGCCAUGGACACCGAAAGUAAGGCAAAAGGAUAUUGAUCAAUUCUUGGAUAUAUCGCGAAAUAAAUUUAUUGGUUACUCGUUGAUUGAUGAUCACGAGAGUCUUGCCGGACUGCCACAACCAAUACAUGAGGGUGUUCAGACUUUGCGACGUCACAUGUAUGUGAGUCUCGCUGAUGUGCAAAUAAAGAAGGAAGAAGAAAUCGCACGAAACCCGAUCUCUACACAAGAGGACGAAAUUCCAUUAAAUCCCGCCGAAGUACUUUAUCAGGCAAUACUGCCUAAUCUGCCGCAAUACAUGAUAGCCCUCUUGAAAGUUUUAUUGGCUGCGUCGCCCACUUCGAAAUCGAAAACGGAAAGCAUUAAUAUAAUGGCUGACGUCUUACCGAAGAAAAUGCCAAUAACAGACUCGCAGAAACUAACUGUUGACAUGAGUAGACAUAAGGAGAUAAUUGUUAAAGCAGUGUCCGCUAUCAUUUUGCUGUAUCUGAAGCAUUUCAAAAUUAAUCACAUAUACCAAUUCGAAUUUAUGUCACAGCAUCUUGUAUUCGCCAAUUGUAUACCUCUGGUGCUGAAGUUCUUCAAUCAAACAAUCACCGAAUAUGUGGGCAUGAAAAACACCAUACCACUCUUGGAUUUCCCUUCCUGUGUAAUUGGGGAACAGCCAGAUCUUUCGGGCGAAAGCUUUGUGUAUAGCGGUGAAACCGCCGACAAGCCAUACUAUUCGUGGCGUAACGUUUUCUCCUGCAUCAAUCUCUUACGCAUACUUAAUAAGUUAAUUAAGUGGAAACACUCGCGCGUUAUGAUGUUAGUCGUCUUCAAAUCGGCUCCUAUACUCAAAAAAACACUCAAGGUGCGCCAUGCCAUGAUGCAGUUAUAUGUAUUGAAGCUGCUGAAAAUGCAAACCAAAUAUCUCGGACGCCAAUGGCGCAAAUCGAACAUGAAGACAAUGAGUGCCAUUUAUGCAAAGGUAAGACAUCGUCUCAACGAUGAUUGGGCCUUUGGAAAUGACUUGGAGUCGCGUCCAUGGGAUUUUCAGGCUGAGGAGUGUACGCUGCGUGCCUGCGUAGAUCGUUUCAAUUUGCGGCGCUAUCCGGAAGCUACGCAGAAAUGUGGUGCUGGUGGCAAUAAUGGUAAUUCCGGCAAUUCAGAUAAUUCAGCGGGAAAUAUAGCGGGCGCAGGAGGCGGUAAUAAUAUGGGUGGUGGUGGAAAUGAGGCAAAUGGCUUCGGCAGUGGCGGUACGGGCGGUGGUGGCAACGGACACACACAGCUAAAUGAUUAUGGUGUCGAAGGCGGUUUUCCCAGCGACGAAAUACUGUCACACUCAGAUUUUGCAUUCUUCGGACACUCGGGCUGGUGGGAUCGCAAAGUAGAAUUGACCGACUACUUCAAGGAAAACUAUUCGAUAUGGUUAGAAGAGGAAGUUUACAACAAUCAAAUCGACUGGGAUGCGUUGUAAGUGGAAAGCAAACUGACACUUCUCGUCAUACAUGCAAGCAGUGUGCGGAGUAAAAACUGAAAUUAUUGACUAAUACAUAAAGCUUAACUACUAGAAUACACACAGAUACAUAGUUAAACAUAAGUGCACGUCGAAAUCGAAUACUUACAAACAUAAUUUUGUCAUAGCGAGUUAUAAACGUACAUUUGUAAAUCGUGAAAGUGUUGAAAAUUUGAAUCUGAAUCUGAAAAAUCCACAAUUCAAUUGCAAAAAUAAUCAUAACAAACGCAAAAUAAUUGCUAGUUUUUACUGCAUUAGAAAUAAAAUGGAAAAGCAAUUACGCCUAAUACAAGUAUUGGCUACGUCACCAUUUUCAUCGUCAUCCAAGUCGUGUUGUUUUGCAGUCGCUUUUUGACCAAGUAAUUGGUGUUUAUACAGCUUAUGCGCAAGACUCGCAUAUAAAACUACAUUACAUGAUUAUACACUCAUGCAUACAUCUACAUACAAACAUA